CAUGCUGUGGCGCGCUGCUGAUGAUGUUGUUGUCAUCUGCGACAUGUUGCUAGACAUCGGUAGUGAUUUAUCUGUUUUUUGAAGUAUAUCGAUCGUGUUACAAACGGAGAAUGGCAGCAACAGUGGCUCCAGCUAUCAGCCCCACGGAGCCCGACUCGGACCGGUGUGUGAGUGAGGAGGAGAGCCGCGGGGCCGAGGCGGAGGAGGAAAGCACCCAGCAGCCGACGGGCCCCGCGGCCACCGUGAGCCACAGCCGACUGUCCAAACUCCCGCUGUCUCGCAUCAAGUCGCUCAUGAAGACCGACCCAGACGUGUCCCUCGCCAGCCAGGAGUCUGUGUUCAUCAUCGCUAAAGCCACGGAGUUAUUUAUUGAGAUGAUUGCCAAAGAUUCCAUGGUGUACGCCCAGCAAGGAAAGAGAAAAACUUUGCAAAGAAAGGACUUGGACAAUGCAAUAGAGGCCAUAGAUGAAUUUGCAUUUCUUGAAGGCGCACUCGAUUAAAUGCUGCUCCAAAUGACGAGAACAUUGAAUAUCUGCAGCCAUCCAGGAAUCUUUCUUUUUACAGGGACACAGUUUGUUGCGAACACUUUUCUGGUACUAAGUCAGUCUCAAAAUGGAUAUUUACAAAUGCUUUUCUACAAUGUUCCAUUAAGAUUUGUCAUACUUUACUUUCAAGACAUCAGUGGUAAUGUGUACAUUAUUUCUGUAAAUAUUUGUGAAAUACUACUGUACAAUGGAAUAAAUGUAAGUUUGAAAUAA
Molecule: messenger RNA, 758 nt
Organism: Pseudoliparis swirei
Lineage: Eukaryota; Metazoa; Chordata; Actinopteri; Perciformes; Liparidae
Gene: pole4
Product: polymerase (DNA-directed), epsilon 4, accessory subunit
Exons: 4
Coding region: 111-500 (129 amino acids)
Cellular component (GO): nucleus; epsilon DNA polymerase complex
Molecular function (GO): protein heterodimerization activity
Source: RefSeq, a predicted model, not a curated record